AGAGAACAUCGAUCCAAGCCAUGGCCAUAUACUUAUCUUUAUCUGCUCGAGCUCAUGACGACCCUCCCAGAUUUUGCUCUUGCUCUUCUCCCGGGUUUCUGCUUCUUCUCGCACUCUCACCCUGCAGCUUCGUCGUGCCAGUCUUGAGCGCCUGUGAACCUUCGUAGCUUUGGGCGUCAUCAGCAGUCCAGUUGGCAAUGCUUGACUUCGAGAAGAACAGUUCGGUGGACAAAGUGGAUACUGAGAAGCAGGUGCAUAUUGGGGAGGUCGAGGAGAAUGCAUCUUCAGACGGUCUGGAGGUCAAUGCAAGUGGACAUAGAGACCAGUUGACUAGACAAUAUGGCACGCUAAGUAUUUGCGCUACUGCUGUAACUAUCGAUAAUGCGUGGGUGGCGUUUGGAGGCAGUAUUACUACAGCCAUCUACAAUGGUGGGCCACCGGGGAUUCUAUACGAACUGAUUGCCGCUUGCUGCUACUAUGGAUUCAUCGCAGCAUCGCUAGCGGAACUAGCUAGUUCCAUACCUUCUGCGGGAGGAGUCUACCACUGGGCCUCCGUCACUCCCGGUCCCCGCUGGGGUCGUAGCCUCGGUUUCCUAACCGGUCUCCUCAACUUCUACGCCUGGAUCUUCGGCAUCACCUCCAUCGCCUUCGUCUUUGGCGAAGUCACAGUCCAGAUGUGGGCCCUUUUCCACCCCGACUACGUCAUUCAAACCUGGCACGUCUUCGUCUCAGUCGCGCUCGUCAACGUCCUUUCCUGCGCUCUCGUUAUGUUUGGGAAUGGGCUGCAGCCAUUACUACAGAAGUGCGGGAUUGUCGUGGUUGUGGGGGGUGGGUUGACGACGAUCAUUGUGCUUGCGGCGAUGCCAAAGGAGCAUGCGAGUAAUGCGUUUGUGUGGACGGAUUGGGUGAAUGCGACGGGGUGGAGCUCGGGGACUGCGUUCUUGACGGGCAUGUUGAACGGUUCCUUCGCCAUUGGUACACCAGACUCUGUCACGCAUAUGGCCGAGGAGCUACCACAUCCGCGAAAGGAUCUUCCCAAAGCGAUAGCUGCUCAAAUGAUUGUCGGGACGCUUGCAUCCUUCAUUUACGCCAUAGCACUACUCUAUGCUAUCUCAGACCUAGACGCCGUAAUCAACAGCAGUGCAUCGUUCCCUUUGGCGGAGGCUUAUAUCCAGGGGACCGGGAAUAAGGGAGCAGCCUUUGGACUCCUCUUGAUCAUCGCAUUGGCUAUCUUCUGUGGUCUUCAAGGCGUAUACAUCACGUGUGGACGUGUUCUGUGGGCUCUUGCUCGCGACAACGUCAUUCCAUUUUCUGGUACAUUUUCGCAAGUUAACACAAGGCUCAGUUGUCCAAUACCCGCCACAAUCUUGGUUUUCUUCCUGAGCGUCGGCAUCGCCGCCAUCGCCCUAGGCAGCGAAACCGCCUUCUCCAACCUCGCUAGCUCUUUCUGUGUCAUCAGCACAGUCUCCUACCUUAUCCCAAUCGCUGGCCACCUCUUCACCGGCCGGCGCAACAUCCCCCGCGGUCCCUUCUGGAUGGGCAAAUACGGCUUCUUCGUCAACGGAGCCGCCGUUCUUUUGAUCGUCUUCAUGAACAUCAUGUACUGCUUACCGUACUCGAUACCGACGACGGUGGAGACGAUGAACUAUAAUUCGGUGAUAUUUGUAGGGUUCGUGGUCGUGACGGCGGUGUUGUGGGUGGUUCAUGGGUGGAAGAAGUAUGAGGGACCGAAAUUGCCACAUUUAGAUGAAGCAGGGCGGGUUUUAGAGGAUGAAAAGUAGUGUUGCACGUUUAAGUAGAUAGUGAUAAAAAUGUGCAGAUGAUUUGAAGUCAUAGGUCAUCCGC
Stereum hirsutum FP-91666 SS1 is the source of this 1845-nucleotide messenger RNA. Its product is annotated as choline transport protein. The record is from RefSeq and is a predicted model, not a curated record. NCBI's taxonomy places the organism in Eukaryota, Fungi, Basidiomycota, Agaricomycetes, Russulales, Stereaceae. Gene Ontology annotation, cellular component: membrane. The transcript is spliced from 11 exons. Gene Ontology annotation, molecular function: transmembrane transporter activity. Gene Ontology annotation, biological process: transmembrane transport. Bases 198 to 1781 code for a protein of 527 amino acids.